CAGCUAUGCCGUUUGUCUCCUGCGAACUGUGGCGAACAAUAAAGUGUUGUUGUUAUACUCGGGACCACGUGGUGCGGUGUCACGUGCCCCCAGCAUGGCGGCGCCCAUGGUGACAUGCGUGUCCUCGGCCAUUCAGCUGUAACUGAACGCCGCCACUCGCUUGGCGAUUAAUCCGCGAUCACCGGUACUCGCACAAUGCUCGCGACGAAGAGAUUACCAGGAGCGCUGUGGCUGGGAGCCAGGUUGCGGGGAGUAGUGAGUGCAAGGUCGCGAUGUGCGUUCCCCGAUGCCCCGGAACAACCGAUGAACGCGAGCACCCAGCAGUCCGACAGGCAGGGCGAGGAGGUCUCUACGGCGGAGCGACCCAGAGGGGAGUUCUCCCAGUCGGAGGUCUCCACGGCGGAGCUAGACAGGGAGCCGCUAUCUUCAGAGGAGCGCCACACGGUGGAGGUCCCCCUGGACGAGCUCUUCACGGCGGAGCAGCGGGCAACGUUGCUGCGGACUUUUAAUGAGGCGUCGGGCGCGGAGCUGGGGGCCAUGCGCGCGCUGCGGGGCCGCAAAGGCGCCAACGUGGCAGCGUUCCGCGAUGAGCACGGCCCCUUCGGCGACCUGGACUCGCUCACCAGAGUCCCCUACCUGAAGUACAAGUCGCUGUUCAAGGCAUGCACCGUCCUCCUGCAGCCCAAGCUUAGCAGGGAGGCGGCGGCACGGCAGAGCAAACGGCUGACCUUCCUCAAGCCGGAUGUGAGCCGCGAAAGCCUCGAGACCGUGCGGAGCGUGGUGUCGCUGGUGUUUGGGAUGCACCGCGUGGCGUGGGCGCACGUCACACGCUCGCUUGACGUCCUGGCCUGGCAGCAGCGCCGCUGCGACACCAUCAGGACGGGCAGCUACGCUCCCAACGUCUACUACGAGGAACUGCGUGCGACGGUGGCGCUCAUUCCCAAGGCGGACCUGUACGUGCUGGAGCGGCCGAGCCUGCCGCCCGGGAACACAAGCCUCUUCCCGGUCGUGCUGCACCUACGUAGCAUGGAGACAACGCUCUUCAGCCUGCUCUCGCUCAGGGACGCUGCUGCCGCCGGGACGGAAGUCGCGGACAAUCCAUGGAUGGAGCCCCCCACCACCGUGCCACCCCCACACCCCCGCGUGCUCGGCAUGUCGCGCUCCGCCGUGGGCCAGCAUUUCCAGCUCAUGCUGGGGAGCACCAAGACGAGCGGGCGCGAGGUUGUACGCCUCCUGUUGGACGAGGUGCUGCUGCUGGAGCGGCCGCGCGUGCGAGUGCCGCGCUCCCUCGCGUCGGCGCGUGACAGCCGCGAAUGUGAAGAGAUGUGCGAUGCGUUGCUGCAGGCGCUCGCCUUCCUCGAGCUGGUGCUUGGCCCUGCGAACUGAGCUGUGGCUCAUAACAUAAAUUCCUCUCUCUCUGGGCUAGAGAGAUGCGUUCGGUGUGGUUGCAAAGCCGAAUCUUAAAUGGGAUUCUUGGCCAGGGUCAUAACUAUUGAGUGUGCAGGCGGUGCAUCCACGGACCGGCCAGAGAGACCCAGGGGCCGGGAGAAUUGGACAGGGGACCCCACUUAAUUCCUUGCACUAGGGCCCCUGCCAGCCACGCUACGUCACCGUUCCAGAUACAAUAGAAGCAGAUGUUGGCAGCCCCAAACUCGAGUCAUCUCAGCUGCAGAUGCUCCACACAGCAGCAGCAGUAUGCUGCAGCCUUCAUCAGGGCACGAUGUUUGGGUUCCUCGCUGCAUACACAGAGACUGCCUGGAAAGGCAUCAGUUGGCAAUGUCGCCGAGGCUGCGCCUCUCAGCAGUGCAGCCUUCAUCAGGAAAAUGGAGUCUGGAAUUGCCGUUCCUCAGCUGUCCAUGGGCUGACACCAUCUGUUUAAGUAAGAGGCUGAGAGUAUUUUCUUUACAGUAUUUAGACCUCUAGCCAUAUGGGCCAUUGUGCUUUUAUUUAUAUUUGUGAAUCGUGUCUGCAUCACUCACAUCUCGGUUAUUUACAUUCUCCCUUGUCAUGGCUAGAAAGUGUCUGGGGAUGCCAGUAUAGUUAAUACCAAGCACUUGUAAUGAUGCUGUAUAAAUGUCGGUAUUCCACCAUCCUGACCACAUCUAAAUUUCAGCUUUCAUAUUUCCCCAUACAAGACCGUGUGCAUGUGAUAGAGGGGAAACCUCUAAUUUUAUAUGGAUUGCACAGACACAGUAGCGUCUCGACUCAAAACUCAUUCACGACAUCGUAAAUAAAGGAUGUGUACAUUUCAUCCUGGUGGUGAGUAGGCUAGGUCUCUUUUUAGCAGUCCUGUCGAUUUUCCAAAUAACUUGUAGAAAAACGUGAAGCGUUAUUGAAUGAAAGUGAAUUGGAAAGCCGGUGAUUGACAAGGCACCCAGUGACACCGUACACAGGAAUACAACCACUGUGUGCCCACGUUUUAUCCGUGAAACACCAAACGCACUUUCCCUUUAAUGAUGAACAAACAUUUUUGUUGGCCUCGUUGUUAUCUGUCCAAAUUAGUGCCAUUAAAAACCCUCCACUACCUGGCCCAGCGAAACAACGCACCACCUGUUUCAGUUCACUCGCCGGUGAAUUAAAAAUAACCCCUGAAACCAAGAUUUAGCCAUCCGAUACAUGAUUGCUCAUGUCACCGGUAAGCUGGCACAAUAAUAAUGGGCACGUUAAACACUUGUACAGAGUGACUAUUAAUUUGCUUAGGUGUUUGGUGGUGGAGGGUUCUUAAUGACAGAUUUGGUUGGAUCAUACUUGAGCAUAAUCGCAAAUCAACUGUAAAUCGUAAUGAUGGCUCUGAAAACUUGCACGUUAAGUCUGCCUUUAAUGGCUGCACUGCUGUUUUAACAAACGUGCACUGCACAUUUCACCUAUAAACAUACUACCGAGGUCACGAGCGAUUAUUCAAAAGACGACGGCGGGCAGAGUGUGAUGUGAAGUGUUUCCACACCAAUAAAGCUCUUCAAGUACGUGCUGGA
Messenger RNA from Petromyzon marinus (sea lamprey), 2972 nucleotides. RefSeq names its product transcription elongation factor, mitochondrial (gene TEFM). NCBI's taxonomy places the organism in Eukaryota, Metazoa, Chordata, Hyperoartia, Petromyzontiformes, Petromyzontidae. The record is from RefSeq and is a predicted model, not a curated record. Gene Ontology annotation, molecular function: DNA polymerase processivity factor activity; nucleic acid binding. Gene Ontology annotation, cellular component: mitochondrial nucleoid. Gene Ontology annotation, biological process: mitochondrial transcription; transcription elongation by mitochondrial RNA polymerase.